This is a messenger RNA of Leishmania mexicana MHOM/GT/2001/U1103, 2121 nucleotides long. Its product is annotated as cullin-like protein. The transcript has a single exon. Gene Ontology annotation, molecular function: ubiquitin protein ligase binding. Gene Ontology annotation, biological process: protein ubiquitination; ubiquitin-dependent protein catabolic process. NCBI's taxonomy places the organism in Eukaryota, Euglenozoa, Kinetoplastea, Trypanosomatida, Trypanosomatidae. Gene Ontology annotation, cellular component: cullin-RING ubiquitin ligase complex. The coding region runs from base 1 to 2121 and encodes 706 amino acids. The record is from RefSeq and is a predicted model, not a curated record.
AUGUCUAGUUUGGUGUCGAGCCGGAAGCGCAUGGCAGAGUAUUCUACCUUUUCUGACAAGUGGAGCAUUAUUGAGGAAGCAAUACGCUGCAUUUUCAAAAAAGAGGUGUCGAAGAACUCGUUCCAGAGAAUACACCACUCUGUUUUUCAGUUGUGCCAAGCACAUUACGGGAGCCUCGUAUUGGAGCAGCUGGAAGAACAGUUUUUUGCCCAAGUUUCCAUCACCGUCAAUCGAAUUGAUGGCUCUUCAACGUAUGUUGCCGAUUUUUUGCGUGAGUGGCAGGACUACAAUGACUCUGUGAGCCAAAUCAGCAACAUUCUCUUGUACUUCAACAAGAACUAUAUGUACGCCUGUCAUCACUCAUCCAUCGAACAUCUUGGCGAGCGUAUUUUUUGCUCCUCUACGUUAGGCAAUCCUGAGGUCUCUGAGUGUCUCAUUGCCUCCAUCAAGCAGCUGAUUCACGUACCUGCCGCAGAGUCCACGAUUCGGGACAUUGGCCAGGAAUUAUACACCGCAGAAGGAAGUAAGUACUUUGCACGUUGCAUGGAAACCCCCUUCGUAGAUGCAAUGGUCGAUAAGUAUGUUGUGCAAAGGGAGCAGCAGAAGCAGGCUCUCACCACUAGCGGUUAUUUACAGUGGGUACAGAGCGUUGUGUGCAGCGAGAGCCACAAGUACGCCGAUACGUUCUUCUACAUUCUACUGGACAAGCUGACAAGCGCACUGUACUCCUCACUCAUUCUCAGCGACCCAUCAUCUGUAAAUGAAAUGCUGACGGGGCCGACCGGUUUGGUACACAUGCUGGAGAAGUGGGAUGUGUCCAGCAUUUCCACUUUUGUGCAGGUUUUCUGUGCGAUGAAGCGGGAGAAGGACGUCACUGACGUUAUUGCGCAUGUACUGAAAGAGAAAUGCGAGGACAUCAUAAACGAUCGAGACGCUAGCGUCUUUCCUUUCCCAGGGGUACAAAAGAUGUUGCAACUCAUUGAGAGGGCAAAGGCGCUUGACGGUCUCUUUCCAUCCGAGGAAGGGCAUAGUCAGUCACCAUUUUUACGCGUUAUUCGCAGUGUCUUGGGCAAUGACACGCGCUUUAUGGAAGCCCUCUCAGUUUACUACGACAACGGUAUUCGGCAAGGCAAGGAUGAUAUUGUGAACACAGUAGGAAACAAUGUGCUUACUAUUUUGCAGCUGAUGCCUGACCUUGAGGCCUUUGAAGUGGCGUUUCGAAGUCAUCUGGCGGUUCGCUUGAUUUACGCGAAGCCGCACGCGGUGGAUAUGGAGUGUCUUUUUAUUGACCGCCUUUUCAACAUCUACGGAUCAAGUGUGGUGAAUCGAUUUCAAAAAAUGGUAGAGGAUAUCCGCAGUGCCACGGCUGCGCAGGAAAAACUGAUAGCAGACAUGAAAACGAAAAAGAUAUCCCCUCCCUUAGAGUUCGACGUCCUUGUGUUGACAAGCGGUCUGUGGCCGCAGUACACCAACAUUCCUCUUAGCAUCCCGCAAAGCAUGGAAUCGUGCAAGCGCGUUUUUCAGGAGUACUACCGCCGCCGCCACAAUGGUCGGAAGCUCGUGUUUCAGAUGAGCUUGGGCUCGAUUGCUUUUCAGCUUUGCCAUGGUGGCAGAACGUACCACGUGUCGGCGCAUACUCAUUUUGUGAACAGUAUCAUGGCACUGAACUCAGAUGAGAACUUGAGCGUUGCAGUCGUCGCUCGACAAGGCGCGCUCAGCUGUGAUGAGGUACUUACUCAGUUCAACACUCUUUGCCACGUUGGUCUUGCCGAGCGCAACGGAACGGAGUUUAGGUUUAAUCGAAACUUUUACUCCUCGAAGCCGAAGGUAAAAGUGAGUGCCGGGGUGCAGAAGUCGGCUCACGACGGCGGCAGCGUCUCCACCGCCACUCGCAAAGGCAUGGAUGGCGCACGAACGAUGAGCCUGGAUGCCACAAUCGUGAAGCUCCUGAAGGAGCAUAACGGUAUGGAUCAUCAAACGUUAUGCGGCGCCAUGGAAAGUGAGCUGCGGGAUGUGUGCUCCCCCACACGAGCGGAUAUCAAGCUGCGCAUAGACGCUUUGAUAGAGAAAGGGUUGAUAACACGAGGUGAAUCGGCGCACUGCUACUUCUACUGUUCGUGA